This is a messenger RNA of Pocillopora meandrina, 5488 nucleotides long. NCBI's taxonomy places the organism in Eukaryota, Metazoa, Cnidaria, Anthozoa, Scleractinia, Pocilloporidae. The record is from the annotation of a GenBank genome assembly.
UUGCAAAAUGGAAGAAGCAAAUUGAUGUGUUUAGGUUGAGGAUUUUUAAGGGAAAUUUUGUCCAAUGGAGAAUUUGAGUGCUAGUUAAUUGAGCACUCUUGUGGCUCAAGAAAUGCGUAGUUCGGAAGAGGUAAGAAAAAUGGCAGAUUUGCCUUAUAUUCCUUGUUAUCACUUGUUGUACAAACGGAAUUGAAUUCAACCAAGACGUGUCCUAAAAUUUCUUGUUCUUGCGUGUCUCAGGGUUUUACGUUUGGCGAUUUCACAGCUGAAGAAUGGGAAAAAUACUUCAGUAAUUCAUUAGCUCAAAUUGGAAAUAUACCACCGGUUGAGGUAAAAAUUAGCUUACUAGAUCUUUUUAUUAUACCUACGUCUGGGAAAUUGUUUUUAUUUUUAGGUUUAUGUUAUACUUCACGUCGAGACAAUAUUUACUCACGCUUUAGUUUUCGAUCGUUCCUCGCGUUGGUUUCUUUUUUGUUUCACUGAGAUUUUCUAUUUUGCAGUUUCUCUUCAACUUUAAUUACUCAGAUGACGAGGAACGAGGCGAUAAUUUUUUAGGUAUGUAUCUAAUACUUACAAAUUUAUCUUCUCGCGAGCAUCCACACUCGGCGAACAACACUAUUUUAACAAUUUACAUCGACAUUUAAUUUAUGAGGCGCUCCAUGUUGUUCGUAAGAAAUAUGAGAGUAGCGAAUGGUUAUGGUGAUGGUUGUUUAUUUUCAAAUAUGAGUAAUAUUCCGGUUCGUCUUUGUUAUGACGGAACUUGAGUUCAAAUUUUAAAUUUGUGUGAUAUAAAGCUAGUGUAAUGUUCGGAUCGAAGAGGAGUCAAGAGGGAGAGGCAGGGGAAAAUGUCGAAAUACUAUGAAUGAUUAUGGUAGUAAACAAUAUUAAACUCCCAGUCAUGUGCAGACAGUGACAAUACCCGUUUCCUUAUUUUGUUGAUGGUCAGCGUAAUUUAAAUAUAUAUUGUUUUGAUUUUUUCUUACUACUGGAAACUGAUGAAUGAGACAAAGUGGAUUACAACUUUUAAAAUUAUGCCCUGCAGCAAGUACAAAUCCUAAAUGUUACAACCUCUGAUAUUUUAAUUGCUAUUAGGAAGUUUUCAUCACAAGUAGUUAUAGUGUUGUAGUAUUGUCACCAGACCCUAACAGUGUAUAACUUCAAAAAUGCUGUUGUUUAAUUUAAGUGAAGGAAGUAGUGCUCUAACAAGGGAAUCUUAUACAAACCUGUCCUUCCAUUAAGCAACAGUUGGGGGAUGGAUUUGCACCAAGUUUUCAUGGCCUGAAGUAAGGUGCCAGUGUUUCAUAAGAAUCUUUUUAAGAUUCUGGUCAGCAGGGUUAAAAGUUGUAAUGAACAACAAAAUCUUUUUUAGAUGCUUUUGGUUUGCUUUUUAAAGCCUUGUUGCAUGAUAAGAAUUGUACUUCUGCUAGGGUCUUUUCAACAAGGUCCUGUGCCUUGCCUUGUUCUGUAAGAAAAUUCUAUGAAGUUUUCUUCUUUUAGUCAUAAGAUUCUUUUACUGAGUUUGUUCUCAGUAAGUGUAGUGCGUAUCCUUUACCAUAUCUCUUCUUAACAUUGAAAGGGAGGGAUCAAGUAUAUUGGCAUGUUUCUUUCAGCUUGUAAUGUGUUUGAACAUCAAGAAUUUACCUUUGGUAAAUCUAGGUCCUUUAAAAACUUCAGUAUCGAGGAAAACAAUUUUUUCUGAUGACAAUUCAUACAUGAAUUGAAUAGUGGCAUGGUAUGAGUUAGUGAUAUCAAUGAAAUUGAUGAUUUCAAUUUCAGGAAUGGUCCACCUUAAAAAGUGUUAUGAAUGUAUCUUUUUAACCCUCUACAGCCUAACAUCAGUAUGCAUAUUCUCCCUACUAUUCUCUAUACAUUUCCAAAGAUGCUGAUACAGAGAAUUUGUUUAGUGAUCAAGAGCCUAAUUAGUUGAUGGUCAAUUACUUUAUUCUCCUGACCUUACUGUGUGAUUCAGGGUUGACAUUGUAGGGAGAAAUUAGAUGCUAGUCACUCCUAGGGGUCAAAGGGUUAAUAGUUUAGGUGGGCUUGUAGCUAGUACCUGUUUCUCAGUAUGAGCCAUGAACACAACCUCUAAAGCUAUUGUCAUUUUUUGUUCCUAUAGCUAUUCUGAGUGUUUCUAGAUAGUGUUUGUCUUUGUCAUUGAAAAAGUUUUCUUUAAGAAGCAGUCUCUUAAGGUCUCCCAAAAUUUUGUUGGGAUGAGAGAUUUUAACUGAUAAUGUGAUAUUAAUUCCCUCCUCUUGGGGAAUGUUAGUGUGGAGAGAACGAAUGUCAAAAGUACCUAAAUUGCUUCUUCUGGAAGUGGGAUGUUUUUGUUGAAGUUUAUAAAGUGAGUGGUGUCUUUGAUAGAAGACUGUUGUUUCUGCUCGAUUGGUUGUAAGGGUGAGUCAACAAAGAUGGAAAUGUGCUCUGUUGGGCCAGUGCUCCGAGAUAAGAUUGAUUAUCAACAGGAAUGAUUUCAUGUACUUUGGUCAGUGUGUGAAAUUCUGGUUUUUCCAGGUGGGUUUUGGCCUAAAUUGAGCCACUUACAGGUCAUGUCAUCAAUAUGCCUUCUAGUAAACAAAGUGUUGACAAAUUGUUUUGACUUUUGUGACUGUUUCAGAUACUAUUGGUUAUAUUAGGGGGUUAUAGAAUUUCUCAUCAGGGACUUGUUUGUAACCUUCCUGAAUUUUUUGUUUAGUAUCUCUUAUAACAAUAGUGAUUCCUUUGUCAGUGUUUUUAAGAUUUAUCCUGUUGUUGGUGCUAAGAGUUUUUUAAGUGCUUGUCUUUGUUUUGCUGUUAGAUUGUCUUUUAUGUUGGAAAAGGUUAUAAAUGAAGGCAAUCUCUAGCUUUGUACAUUCCAAUUAAUUUUCUAAAGCAACCAACAAUUGAGAUGGCGGUUGUCAUUUAGAUUUUACUCAGAAUGGAUGAGGAUUGUUUUUUGAGUUAACAAAGAUAUAUUGUAAGUGCACAGAGUGAGUAACUGCACACCAUUGGUUUCAGGGAAUGUUUAUCCAAGCUUCAGUUUCUAGUAUAGUUAAGAUUGUAUGUAUCCAUUUGAUACCUUUGAAAGCAAAAGUGAUUUGAAAUUUUGCAUCCUAAUUUUUCCAUACAAACUAUAAAUUUAUUGGAGUAGAUCUCUUAAUUUUCCCAAAAGCAACCAUACAAGAAGCAUCAAUGCACAACACAGCAUUAAUUCUCCUAUGAGGAGGGGAACAUUGGAGUUUGUGAUUUUGGGAUUUUGGACAAUUUUUCUCCUGGUAUUUCAGUCAUUUCAUUAAUCUGGAAUUGCAUUAUUGCGGUAUUCUCCUAACAUGCAAGAUACAGGUUACACUCUCUAAUCCUCUACUGUUUCUCAAGCCUUUUCCAGACUCUGAUUCUUUUGUAAACAGACUUAAAUAAAACUACCUGACUAUAAGUAAAUAUUCAUUAACAAAUUCGUAAUUGUAUUGCAAUGUUCAGAACCCCUGAAUAUCCCCCUCUAUAAGUGACCAAGGCAGAAUUUUUCCGUACAAUACAAUAUCAAGUGGACAAGUGAUGAGAUAAAAAGAAAAAGAUAAGUUAAGAGUAUUCUUACCCAAUCCAAUACCAAAUUCUCCAAACUAAUAUCAUGAGAAUUGUAAGGCAGAUGGUAAGGAGAAUUACAAAUCAGAUUUGGAAGUGGUAGAGGUAAUAUUGCUCUAAUAUCCACUUUUAAGGUAACAUGUUUGGUUCUUUGCCUUGUAGCUGGUGACUCCUCAACACAUGUCUCAUCAAAUGACAGUUCUGCGGCAGCUAAAAGUGUCACGGCAGGUCUUGAAGACUCAGGUGUUGAAGUGGGACAAGAAAGUGAACAGGAAACAUCUCCAGGAAAAUUGGUGAAAACAACAGCUGGUACUGGUGAUUGUUUACCAGAAGCAAAACAGAAACAAGUCAAACAAUCAUCAGAGAAAACCAUACAAAGUAGCUCUGAACAUAUUGUUUUUGGUGGAAACAGCAUCAAAGAGCAUGAACAAGAUGUGAGGCAAAGCAAACCUGAAAGGUAGAGGAGUAGCUUAAAAAUCCUUUUUGACAUGAAAAUUUUUCAUUUCUGGUUUAUGGUUCUUUUUAUGUGAUUAAUAUCAGAAACAUUUUUACUGAAUUCUUAAAAUUGUUAGAAAAGUUCAUGCAACACCAACAGCUCAAAAAGCUUUAAUUCAAUAACAAAAUAAAAAGUCUUCCCAAGUCCCCUUGGCUGCUUCAUAGAAGUUUCACUGGAAAGAGGGUGGUCAAUUUUUGUGGCAUCUUUCUUCAAGGGAUGUUUCUUUAGGGCAAAGUAAUUUUUAAGUAAUGAAUUCUAUACUUGACAAGUAACAAAGGUAUAAUAGGGAGUAAGUUUUUAAGAAACUGUGGUGCUGCAUCAGAGGAAUGGUAUAGCACUUGUUGAUUUGGCAUCAUCAACUGAGUUGAUAACGUAACUUGAAUUGGCGAAUGGCUAUUCAAAGGGCUUUCACAAAGGGUUAACACUCAGAAUGUCAGCUUUGAACUUCUUAACAGUAGCCAAUUUACAUUAUCAACGUAGUUGAUCUUACAAAAAUUACUGCAUUCAAAAGGUGUUUGAUUCUUGAUCCUGGCCACCCUAGCAUCAGAGGUGAGUUGAGGGUUUUACUGUUUAUCCUUAUUACAUCGAGGAUUCGUCUUUGUGGUUUUCAUCUUUUUACAAGAUCCAGCAAUGUGAAUUCUGAGUUUUUCUCUGCAAACAGAACACAUGAAAACUACCUUGUUUAUGUUCACUGCUACAUAUAAUAUGUUAUUUUAUUCGAUCAUUUUGAUUAUGUUCCAUUCUUAUACAACAUGUGAGUGGGGAUUAGUUGUUACAUAAUUUUUGAGUAUAGGGUAACUUUAUAGAUUACACUUCAAGUUGAGAAAAUUCACAAAUGCAUGUAUUGUUAAAUGAAGAAUUGUUGUUUUAUUUUGCAGUCCCUCAAGAACUUCAGCAGCUGAUGUUGACCAGUUCCCUCCCUUGUCAUUAACAGUGAACACCCAGAGAGCAGUGGAGAAGACAGAGACUGAAAGAUCACGUAAACGGCGCAAGCGAAGGAGGCAGAGAAAGAGGUCUGGAUCUGUGUCCAGCUCCUCUAGUGAAUGUAGUGAAAAGGAAAGGGCUUCAGUUAAUUCCAAUGGCUCUGGGCUAAAAGGAAAAGCUGUGGCAUCUUUACCUACUACAGAUAAAGUUGUUCUCAGUGAUGAUGUUAAAGAAGCUUCAAAAGUACAGGUAAAUGUUUUGAGCACAAGGUUAAAGGAGCAAAAAUCCGAUGCUCUCUCUAACACAGACAAAAGAACAGCUGUACAGAGAAAAAGCACAAGUUCUUGCGAUGGAGACACUGUGGAAGAAAGGAAGAGUUCCUUAUCAACAGAAGGCACAUCAAACAGCCCUGUUUACAGUGACACAGACAUUAAAGUUACAGUUUCCAUCAACACUGCACAAGAUCCCUUAAGCUCUAAUCAGACUUCUAUAAAACCUGGAAAAAGAACAUGA